UCUAUUUUCCAUCCACUCAAUAAUAGGUGGCUGCCGUCGCUACACGAGGGAAAAGGGAAGACCAAAAAAAAAAACCCUAAUUGGCGGAGAAAGAACGACGGAGAGGAAGAGCCGCGGUGGCAGAAAUUAAAACUAUAUGGCCGCCCCUCUUUCCUCUCAUUUCCGUCCCCUUUGCUUCUCUUCCCAAUCAUGUUCGAUUCCAAAGCCCAAUCUCUUUCCUUCCUCUCUCUCCUUCCCUCCUCUUCGCUCCCUCUCCCCUUCGAACGCUAAAAAAUUCUCCAAAUCCCCUCUCCUCGCUUUCUCUUCCUCUAAUUUCGAUGCCUCUCAUUUCAAUGAUGGCUUCGGUCCCAAUCCUACCCCAUCUAAGAAAUCUGUCCUUACCAAUCUGAUACAGGAGAUUGAACCACUGGAUGUUAGCCUUAUUCAAAAAGAUGUCCCCCCCACAACUGUGGAUGCUAUGAAAAGGACUAUCUCGGGAAUGUUGGGUUUACUUCCAUCUGAUAGGUUUCAAGUCUUUAUCGAGGCACUAUGGGAACCUCUCUCCAAAUUGUUGGUUUCUUCUAUGAUGACUGGUUAUACAUUGAGAAAUGCUGAAUAUAGGCUUUGCCUUGAACGGAACCUUGGUUGUGAAGGAGAUUUGAAAAAUCAAACUUCAGAAAAGUCAAACUUUGAUUUACAAGAGAUGUUAUUGGACAGUACAAAAAUAAAUGAAUUUUCAGAGAAAAAUGAUUUGUCCUCUGAAUCUGAAAAAACCAUUGAAGACCAAUUUGAAGAUAUUGACUUUCAAGGCCUGGGUGAAAUGCCCCUGGAAACUCGUAAAUACAUUCUUCAUUUGAAGGCUCGACUAACUUCAGUGAAAAAGGAACUUCAUGAAGUAAAGAGGAAAAAUGCUGCUCUACAAAUGCAACAGUUUGUUGGGGAAGAAAAGAAUGAUUUACUUGACUACUUAAGAUCACUUCAACCAGAAAAGGUAGCUGAACUUUCUGAACCAACAUCUCCUGAACUGAAGGAAACAAUCCACUCUGUAGUCCAUGGUCUCCUUGCCACUCUUUCUCCGAGGAUGCAUUCCAAGGUUCCUCCUUUGUCAGAGAACACCACAACUGGAACUAUAAACAUUGGGAGUGAAGACUGUGCAGAACUUGUUGAGAAUACUUCACUUCAAUUCCAGCCCUUCAUUUCAUUAACGCGGGACUAUCUUGCUCGUCUUCUUUUCUGGUGCAUGCUGUUGGGGCACUACCUUAGAGGCCUCGAGUAUCGGUUGGAGCUAAUGGAGCUUCUGUCGUUAACAAGCAGUCCCGGCAAUAAUAGUUGUGGUGAUGAGCAGGUUGUUUAGAGUUGCUCUCUGAUUCCAGUGCUACAUGUGUGUAAAUUGGCGUAUCGACUAACUUCUUUUACAGGAAGAGGUAAGAAUCGGACAAGAUUAGGCCCUUCAGUCUCUUGCAGAUGGCGAAUUGUUUUUAUGUAUAAAAACGAUACAUUGUUUUUUGUCAGUGUGGAGUUUAGCGUUGGUAUGUUAAUGUUUUUUACCCAGAAAUAGAGAAACCUUGUUGAUAAUGCUCAUUAUUAGUUGCAUUAAGGUUUGCUUUGAACCAUCUUGAAUGUCAUUGUUGCAAGCCUAAACUAAUAAAAAGGAAGUUGAACUGUCGCUUUAUAUUA
Gossypium raimondii (Peruvian cotton) is the source of this 1656-nucleotide messenger RNA. RefSeq lists its product as uncharacterized. The record is from RefSeq and is a predicted model, not a curated record. Lineage: Eukaryota; Viridiplantae; Streptophyta; Magnoliopsida; Malvales; Malvaceae. The transcript has 6 exons. The coding region runs from base 137 to 1333 and encodes 398 amino acids.